AAACAAUAAGAAUCGAAAAUGACGUAAAGGCGGCUGAAACAAAAAAGACCAUUUAAGACCAUAAAACUUGUCUGUACCAAGAGGAAAAAUUUCCCUGGGAAAUAAAAAAAUCAAUUGAGUAAUAAAAUCACUCGAUCAGAAUCAAUUCAAAAAAUCGAUUUUUUUAAAAAAUCGAUUUGAAUCGCCUAUCACUAGACUGUUAACCACAUUCAAAUUUGGAUUUUGCUCAAUAAUCAUAAGUAUAUUCAGUAUUAAGAAGAACAUUAUACGUCUGAUGUAAUUGAAUUGCCAUUAUUGUGUAAAUCGUUAUAAGAAUCAUUCAGUAUUCAGUCAAAUGGAUUCACAAUAUGAUGAUGAAGAUUGGUAUGAUGGAAGUAUUAAAUCUAUUACUCUUGAAAAUUUUAUGUGUCAUUCAAAUUUUCAUUUAACAUUUAAUCCUCGAAUAAAUUUUAUUUCUGGACUUAAUGGUAGUGGGAAAAGUGCUAUACAAACUGCUCUUGUUGUAGGUUUUGGAGCUAGAGCAAGUGUUACUAAUCGUGCCUCUUCAUUAAAGUCAUUAAUAAAAUAUGGUUGUUCUUCAGCUUCUAUUUCAAUAACAUUAGCAAAUAGUGGAAUUAGAACUCAUGAAAGUAGUCCCUUUAGGCCUGAGGUUUAUGGAAAACAAAUAACCAUAGUAAGACAGAUUACAGAAUCUGGAAGUAAUCCUUAUAAGUUUUUAAAUGAAAAUGGUCAUGUUGUUAAGAGCAAAAAAAAUGAGUUAAAAAGUUUAGUUCAACAUUUUAAUAUUUUGGUAGAUAAUCCAAUAUGUAUCAUGAACCAAGCAAUGGUUAAAACAUUUCAUAAAAGUGCAGAUCCAAAAGAAAAAUAUAAUCUUUUCUAUAAAGCUAUAUCUGCCGAUGUAUAUAAUGAAAAUAUUGAAGAAACCAAGUUAAUUGCAAAUGAGUACUCAGAUAAACUUGAUAAUAUUCACAGUGUUCUAACUCAAUGUUACAAAGAAGUAAAUGAAUUUGAGGUGUAUGAAAAAAAAUGUAAACAAUUAGAAGCAUUGAAAAAGAGUAAAUGUGAAAUUGAAAAUGAAUAUUCAUGGUUUGUAGUUUCUCAAUAUGAAAGAAAUUAUAAAGAAUAUUUAAAAAAAAUUAAAGAAUAUGAAGAAAAUAUAUCUAAGGGUACAAACCAAAUAAAUACUUUGGAAAAUAAAAUAAAAUCUUCUUUAGAAUUAUUGGCAGUAAAAAACAAAGAAUUAGCCAACAUUGAAGAAUCUCGUUCACAAAAUCAUUUUAUUUUUAUUGAAACUAAAAAAGAAUUGCAGAAAAAAAUAGAUGAAUAUGAUAAUGCAAAACAAGCUAUGAAGAAACAUGAAUAUGCUUUACAUCUACUACUGAGUGAUAAAAAAGAUUUAGAAAAACAUAUUGAACUUGAACGUCAAAAAGGAAAUACUAAUACUUUAGAUCAUUAUAAGAAAAAACUUGUCCAUCAUGAGCAAUAUAUUUCUGAAGUUCAUGCAGCAUGGAAAGCAAAUAUGGAGCAUGAAAAAGUUUUACAAAAUACAGUUGAUGAUUUAAGGCAGAAAGUUAGCAAUUUAAAGAAUAAUGAAGUUAGUCCUUUGCAAAGGAGGAUAGGUGAACUUGAUAGAAAUAUUAAUAGUAUGUCUUAUAAGCAAGAUAGAAUAAAUUUUUAUGGAAGCUGGAUGCCAACAUUAAUACAAGCUAUUGAAAAUGCAUUUAAACAAAAUAAAUUUAUUAAAAAACCGAUUGGCCCUAUUGGGGCACACAUUAAAGUAAACAGUGAUAAGUGGAUAUUUUCAGUUGAAAACCAUUUAGGUCGAGGAUUUCUAAGAACUUUCUUAGUUGACAAUUUUACUGACAAUAAAAUGCUCAAAUCAAUAAUGGAUAAAAUAAUACCAGGAAAUACAAGAAAACCAACUAUCAUUAUUAGUAAAUUUUUUGAUCAAGUUCAUGAUAUUAGUUCUAGAGAAACAAAAAACAGUUUGUUUCGUAUGUUGACUUUUACAAGUCCUGUUGUAGCAAAUUGCAUGAUUGAUAAUAGUACUAUUGAAACAAUAAUGCUUAUUGAGAAUAAAGAAGAAGCCAUGCAUUUAAUGGAAAAUUCAUCUAGAGUUCCUAGAAAUUGUCAUUUCAGUUUAACUUUAGAUGGUACCCAAGUAUAUCCUAACCCAUCUUAUAGAGUAUAUUCCUUACAAAAUCCAUCUGAACCAGUUCUCUUACAAAGUGAUGUUACAGUAGCCAUAAAUAAUUUGAAAUGUGAGAAAAAGGAACUGGAACAAAAAAUCAUCAAGUUAAACAAAGAGUUUGAAAAUAUAGAAAAAUCAAAAUUAGAAAAUCAGCAAAUUUUAGAUAAGACUCGAUCAGAAACAAGAUUAAUUAAGAGCAAGUUUGAUGAAUGUUCAAAAAAAAUUAAUGAACUUAAAGCUAAAUGUGAUGAAGAACAAGAUGACAGAAUGACUACACUUACUAAUGAAAUUAAUGAUGUUAAUGAGAAAAUCGUUAAUCUUACUAAGUUAAAAGAAGAUGCCAUGAAACCAUUUCCUAAGUAUGAUAAUGAAAUUGAAAAACUCAAUAAAAAGUUUGUUGAAAUUAAAUCAGUUAUAGAAAAUACUGUCCGUUCUACAAUAUCAGAACAAAUUGAAACUCUCCAAGCACAGAUUGAUUCUUUUAAAAUAAAUAUAUCAGAAAUUAAUAACUAUUUGACUGAAUCAAAACAAAUAAUGAGAAAUUUGGCUGAAAAGGCAGAGAUUGAAAAAAAAAAAAUUGAAUCAGAAUUAAAAAUUGCUCAUAAAUUAUGUGAAAGAAUUGAAACCAACCGCAGUGAGGAAGAUAUAAAGAGAGAUAUAGAAGAAACAAAUCGUAAACAUGACUUGUUGCAGAUGGAAUUGGGUAAAAAAAGAAAAGACCAUUUAGUGUUGAGAGAUGAAUUUAAGAAGAAAAAGGAAGAAUUUAUUAAACAAAGUGACUUAUAUAAAGAAAUUGUAAAAAUAUACAAAACCAAUAAUUAUUCUCUAAUACUCAGUACAAAAGCUCUCGAUUAUUAUAUCAAUUCGGUGAAAUCUAAAGUUCAACAAUCUUUUGAUGUAGUGUUGUCAUUGCGCCAAAUUAAAGGUAAACUUGAGAUUGAUCACUGCAACGAGAGCUUGACCAUAACUAUGUUUGAUAACAUAAGUACUUCAUGUGCAUCUGGUGGCGAACGGACAUUUGCUACAGUUGCAUUGAUUGUAGCAUUAUGGAGCAAUAUGCAAUUGCCAUUUUAUUCCAUUGAUGAGUAUGAUGUCUACAUGGACAAUGUUAACCGAUUAGCUACUACUCAAUUACUGAUGAUGUCUAUUGAACAACGUAAAAAUCAGUUCAUAUUUCUAACUCCUCAAGAUAUUUCACACAUUAAAAGUGAACGUCAUAUUAAAAUCGUAAAAUUAAAAGAACCUAGAUCUUAGAAUUAAUGUUAUUAAUAUUUUUUA
Messenger RNA from Sipha flava (yellow sugarcane aphid), 3469 nucleotides. It is a transcript of the gene SMC6, whose product is annotated as structural maintenance of chromosomes protein 6. Lineage: Eukaryota; Metazoa; Arthropoda; Insecta; Hemiptera; Aphididae. Bases 335 to 3445 code for a protein of 1036 amino acids. Gene Ontology annotation, biological process: double-strand break repair via homologous recombination. Gene Ontology annotation, cellular component: Smc5-Smc6 complex; site of double-strand break; nucleus. The record is from RefSeq and is a predicted model, not a curated record. Gene Ontology annotation, molecular function: damaged DNA binding; single-stranded DNA binding. The transcript has 2 exons.